AUUGCUGGUAUGAAAUAAUGGAAAUUUAUGAUAAAAUUUCAGACUGUUUUUCUUUAUUCUCAAAAAUAUAUUCCGAUCAGGUACUGAUAAUGUUUACCACUUGGCUUUUAUGUGCGAUACUAGCCAUUUGCAGAUCUAUAUCUCCGACGAUAAAGUAUUGGAAUGUAUACAAAAGCGACAUAGCACGUUUCCUUUCGAUAUCCGGACGGCCAAUUGUAUUGACAGAGUUCAGUGAAUAUUUCAUACGUGAAAGAAAGAAAACGCAAAUGUUAAUUUUGUAUAUAAUGAUAUAUGAAAAUCUUGAUAAUGACUAUUUCUUGCAAGUUCAAACAAUGGCAGAUUUGGUGAAAACGAGGAAAAUAGAGGUGUCCGCUAAUAUUUUUACGGUGGAAAUACCAAUAAUGCUAAGCUUCGCCGGUACCGUAAUUUCUUACAGUGUGCUGAUGAUACAAUACUUUUAUAUGCGCGUUGUCACUUCGUAAAAUGGACAAGAAAAAUACAUUCGGUUUUACAGACGUAAAAGCCGAUAUCUUACUAACAUUAUAAACGAAAGUUUCGAUGGAUGAAUGUUUGUUAGAGACUAAAACUAAAUGGCUCAACAGAUCCCGAUAAAAUUAGGCAUAGAUGAAGAAGACAGUCUGGAAGAACACAUAGACUGACCGAGUCGCGAGCUAAAGAAAGUAAUAUUAAUAUACGAGAUGAGUAAUUGAUUUAAAUUAUACAUGUUUAGAUUAAUCUUCUCUGACGUUCUCAAAACAACCUAGUUAUUAUACGUUCUUCAGAAAAUAUUCGUGGUUUAGAAUAUUAAGGA
Papilio polytes (common Mormon) is the source of this 811-nucleotide messenger RNA. RefSeq lists its product as uncharacterized. The record is from RefSeq and is a predicted model, not a curated record. Lineage: Eukaryota; Metazoa; Arthropoda; Insecta; Lepidoptera; Papilionidae. Bases 18 to 482 code for a protein of 154 amino acids. The transcript has 4 exons.